Messenger RNA from Ramularia collo-cygni, 4458 nucleotides. Its product is annotated as related to SNF2 family helicase/ATPase. Lineage: Eukaryota; Fungi; Ascomycota; Dothideomycetes; Mycosphaerellales; Mycosphaerellaceae. Gene Ontology annotation, biological process: DNA damage response; protein polyubiquitination. The transcript has a single exon. The record is from RefSeq and is a predicted model, not a curated record. Gene Ontology annotation, cellular component: nucleus. Gene Ontology annotation, molecular function: ubiquitin protein ligase activity; ATP binding; ATP-dependent chromatin remodeler activity. The coding region runs from base 1 to 4458 and encodes 1485 amino acids.
AUGGCGCCCCGCGCUGAGCGUGCCGCGGUGAUGGUGCUCUCCGCUCAAGUAAAGUCUCAUGACGAGAAGACGAUACUUGUGGAAGCUGGCGGAUUUACCCCAGUUCGCUGGUUCCUCGAGCGUGGCGUCCAACCGCAAGGCAACGAAGAGCGACCAUGGAAACGCCAGAAACUGGAUCACAGCAAGCAGGAGAUCAAUCUUCCGCGUUCAGAAGAAAUCCCACUCUAUUCACUUCAGCUCGACUUUGUUUUCCCAGAAACACUACAAUCCCCAGCCGAAGAGGCGAUCGCGCAAGAUGUGGAUUUCUCGGAUUCCAUUGGAAUACCAGUGGUUCCAUACGGCAUUGUCAACGAUGAGGACAGCGCGACAAUUCGCCUGGCUCUUCCACAAACCAAGGGACAUGUACUGCUGCUCGAAUCGGCGGCUCUUCCCAAGGAUAUACAGUCCAUGCUACGCAUCCUCAUCCAUUCGAUGACCGCCAAGACCAAUGCCAAACAAAUCCGAGCAUGCAAUUCGUCGUGCAAGUUAACACGCUCUGCGGGCAAGCUCUUCACUGUUGUUCGGCUGCAGGCUGCAUUGUCCUGGCGCUCGGGUGAGACUGCUUUCUUGAGCAAUGCUUCUGCUGUAAAUCCAAGUCCUGACUACAGCACUUUCCUUGAAGCAUAUCCAGCGUCGGAUCCCGACCACAGCAGUAAGCCUUGGACCCCAAAGGACUUUUACGACAGCGUUCAUGCUACCUCUGGCGACGAUAAGAUGCAAGACUCCUACAACGAUGUGUUAGUGAGCGAUCUCUUUCCGUUUCAAAAGAGAGCUGUGAAGUGGAUGCUGGGUCGCGAGGGAACUGGAAAUGACAGCAGAGCGGUGCCUAACUUCUAUGAGCCUGUAAAGGAUCUGGAAGGCCAACCUUGCUUUGUGAACCGCCUCCAGGGUGUGAUAUCACGCGAGCCAUUGAAGUUUGGGGAUAUAUCCGGGGGUGGUCUAUUCGAUGAAAUGGGCCUUGGGAAGACUGUGGAGCUCAUUUCGCUGAUCACCCUGAACGGCCGUCCUUCUGGGUCCGCUCUUCAAUCGUCGGACGAAUCCUCGCCUGAUGCGCUGUCAGCGGAUGGAGCAGGAAAGAAUGUCAAAGACGAACACUCUGGAGAUGUAGUCACAUCAUCGAAAGCGACCUUGAUUAUAACUCCGUCGUCCAUCAUAGCGCAGUGGCAGGCAGAACUGGCGAAGCAUGCACCGGCGCUGCGUGUCUUCACCUACCAGGGGAUUCCCGGCAACAAGUCUAAAGCGUCAUCUGAGGAGGAAGUCAUAAGAGAUCUCACAACCAAGUAUGACGUCGUGCUGGCAACAUAUACGACUCUCGGCCGUGAAAUUCACUUCGCGGAAGAUCCCCCUGAGCGUAAUAUGCGGCACCAACCCAAAUUUGAGCGCAAACGAAGCCCUUUGGUUCAGAUACAGUGGUGGCGAUUAUGUCUGGACGAAGCACAGAUGGUCGAGAGCGGUGUGACUGCCGCCGCUAAAGUCGCUUGCCGUCUACCGCGGGUGCAUUCGUGGGCAGUGUCUGGGACGCCGCUUAAGAAGAACAUUCAGGAUCUUCACGGCCUUCUGAUAUUCCUGCGAUACAACCCCUUUGAUGGACCAAAUGGGGGCAAGAGCUGGAAGCGCCUCGUUUUCCACAAGUCGCUAUUUCGCAGCAUCUUCAAUUGUAUGGCGCUGCGACAUACUAAAUGGCACGUACGGGACGAACUACGCCUGCCAUCCCAAAAGCGUGUCGUCGUCACAGUGCCGUUCACCAUCGUCGAGCAGCAGCAUUACUCCACCCUCUUCACGGAGAUGUGUGAGGAGGUUGGGGUAAAUUCUGUGGGAGCGCCGCAAAGAGAUGGAUGGAAUCCAGAGGACCCCGAGACGAUUGACGCAAUGCGAACAUUUCUCACACGCCUGAGACAGACAUGUCUGCAUCCUCAAGUCGGUGGCAGGAAUCGAAGAGCACUGGGUAGAGGUGCUGGAGCCGGUCCUCUUCGAACGGUUGGCGAGGUGCUCGAGGUGAUGAUUGAGCAAAACGAGGGCGCAUUGCGGGUUGACGAGCGGGCAGUGAUUGCAGCAUCUUUGCAAAGAGCCCACAUUCUCGCGAACAACCGAGACGACGAGCAACGAAGUGAAAAGGCACUCAAUAUUUACGAGGAGGCGCGACAGACCGUCAUGCAAAUUGUCAAAGAUGCCAGAAAGCGAUUAGCCAUCGCAGAGUCUGCCCGUCAAUCUCAAGCCGGGUCAGAUAGCGAGGAUGGCGACGAUUCAACACAACUGUUGGGGAAGUUUCGGACUGGUCUGCGAACCGCGCUUCAACUCGAACAUGUCUGCACGUUUUUCGUUGCCACUUCCUACUAUCAGAUCAAGACCAGCAAGGAGGAAGACUCCGACGAAUUCAAGCGAAUGGAAGAGUUGGAGACGACCUACUAUGAGAUGGCAAAACAGUUGCGAAAGGAGAUUCUUUCUGAGACCUCUCGAAAAGCCGAGGCGCUAAUGGACAAGAUCAAGUCUGGUACCUCGAUCAAACUCUCACCAGUGAAGGAUUUACCGAGCCUGGGCGGUAUUGAGAGCCGGCGCAUUGUUGAGAGAGCUGACGAGCUGUUUGACAUUAUCAACAAGCAGCAGGAAAUACUUGAGGAGUGGCGUGCAGUCAUAGCAGCCUUCUUGCUCAAGCCACUGGUUGAUGAUGACAAACAAGACAGCGAUGCUGCUGCGAUCACUGGAGAGGAGUACGGAGAUUCCACGAAGCAGCAAGACGAACUCUUUGUCUACUUUGAUGCUUUCAAAGCCGUACACGCUGAUCUCACCACGUUCAUCACUGGCGAAGCUGCUCCUCUUAUCGACUGGGAGGUCAAAGAGUACGUCCGGAAUUGCAAGCGCUUUUUCGAUGAUAAGGUGAUGGAAGUACACAAGCUGAUGGUGCACGCACCCAAACUGGGCUUGAAGCUCUUCAAGAUCCGUCAAAAGUUCCGGGAUGAGAGAGAUUCUGCGGGGUCAGUUCGCGGGCUCAUUCAGGAAGCUCGUAAUCUGGAUGUCUCCAUGGACUGGAACAAGACGAGGACUGCUGCCGAGCGUGCUAUUGUUAAGCAACACAUUGCGGCACUUCAGUCCGUAUUCACCUCCAGCACCAAAGUUCUUGCAGGACUGGAGAAAGAGGUUGAGCUUUUUAGGCAGACUCAGAACCAGCGUGUGGCCUUUUAUCGUCAACUACAGGAAGUCUCCGAWGAUGUCGCGGCUUACAAGGAUGAUCUCGAUGAUACUCUGGAUCUGGCAGCCCUCGACGUCGUUAUAACAAAAGAGGAACGUGCCAAGAAGUCACUGGCCGAAGCACAAAAGAAGAAUCGCUUCCUCCUCCAUCUGAGGGAGGAAAGUGGUGCUCAAGCCGGUCCUCGUGUGUGCAUCAUCUGCACCUCUAAUUUCGAGAGCGGCGUCUUGACAGUCUGUGGUCAUCAAUUCUGCAAAGAUUGCACUCAGCACUGGUUCAAGCAAUCACGGAGCUGUCCGAUGUGCAAGCGAGUCUUGAACACCACUGCCGACCUUCACGAUAUCACUUUCAAGCCCCAAGCACUCCGCGCUCAGGAGGAGACAUCUGUUGAGGAACCCUCUCAGUCCGAGGAGCAGCAGCCUUCACCCUCCUCUCCCGGCAGUGGUGGGCCCCCAGUAUCAAUAUACACCGACAUGUCCCCCGACCUUCUCUCAGAAAUCCAAUCCAUCGACCUCCCCAACUCCUACGGCACCAAAAUUGACACUCUAGGCCGCCACCUACACUGGAUCCGCGAACAUGACCCGGGAGCGAAGUCAAUCGUCUUCUCUCAGUUCCGCGAAUUCCUUGACGUUCUCGGCGUAGCUCUCAAAGAAUUCAAACUCGGCUCCACACGUCUCGGCCGUUCUGGAGCGGCUGAGAAAUUCAAAGCCGAUCCGAGUAUUGAUUGUUUACUUCUGGAUGCCAAGACCGAUUCCUCGGGUCUGACAUUGGUGAAUGCGACGCAUGUAUUCAUUUGUGAGCCGUUGGUGAAUACGGCUGUGGAAUUGCAGGCUAUUGCGAGAGUUCAUCGGAUCGGACAGACGAGAUCUACGACUGUGUGGAUGUACUUGAUUGAGGGCACGGUUGAGGAGGGGAUAUAUGAGAUUUCUGUGAGGAGGCGGUUGGAACAUGUGCAAUCUAGGCGAAAGGCCAAGGAGAGUGUGAAUGGAGGGAAGGCGGAGCAGGAAACGGCUAUUGAGGACGCUAACUCGGAGGAGUUGCAGGCUGCUCCGUUGACGAAGUUGUUGGUUGGAGGAAAGAGUGGUGGGGAGUUGGUCGAGAAGGGGGAUUUGUGGCAGUGUCUUUUUGGGAAGGCGAAGAUUGAAAGCGGUGAGUUUGGCGAAGAAGUGCAGACGGAAGUUGGGAGGCAUUUGAGAGGGGAGGCUGCUGAGGAGAGGCGGUUGGUUGAGGGGUGA